AAGAAACUGCCGAUUUGUUUCUGCCUCCGCCGGGGAUAGAACCCAGGCCCUUAGGACUACGACCCUCAGAGUGCUGACUACUCAGCCGCGAGGCCCCUGCUUCCUAUGAUGCUUCAACUAUGAAUUUUAAAUACUUACUAACCCCAACCUAACCUUGAGAUAUAGACAAUUUUGAGUUAGGAAAGAAGUCUUGGAGCUGUGUGUGAAUUACAGCUGUAUUAUACUGUAACCCAUGCUCGCUCUUUGCUCAAAUUGUAUACUGCUGCGUCAACUAAACUUUUCUUAAUUAUUUACUUGUAUAAAGUAAGUUGUCAGAAGAUUCUAGCAUGGGUUGGGUUGUUAGGUUAAGUUAGGUUAGAUUGGUUUAGAUUACGCUAGGUUAGUUUGGGUUUCGACAGGUUGUGUUUGGUUAGGCUAAGCAAGGUAGGUUUUCGUAAGAAAAUUAGUAGAAGUCAUGAGGAGGAUUCGAACCCUCACACUUAGUACUGCAAAGCACACGCCUUAGACCACUACACCAUGACAUGGAUGGAGUUGAUGCUUAGUAAACUAAGAUCCAGUGUAAGCAGCGCUGCCACAAGUGCUGUGUCUAAUGCUGUUCAAAUUGCUUCACAAGUGUCAAACUACCUACCUGGCAACCCAGUAACAAGGGAAUUUGAAGCAACUGCGCACAUAGCAUCAGCUGGACCUGGUUUAGUUUGGAAAGUGUACAAAGGGUAUAAGAAGUCAACAAAGCAGGAAGCGGCCAUAUUUGUGUUCGAAAAGCGUCAAGUAGAUAAGUGGGAUAAGCAAGAGAGAGAGUCCAUGUUGGAAAAGUUACGAAAAGGUGUAUCACAGCUUACACGGUUAAGGCAUCCACAGGUCCUUACAGUUCAACAUCCCCUUGAAGAAUCAAGAGAAACAUUAGCAUUUGCAACUGAGCCAGUGUUUGCAUCACUAGCAAAUGUUCUUGGAAAUACAGAUAAUAUGCCUGCACCUCCACCACCCACGCUAAAAAAUUACAAACUUUAUGAUGUCGAGAUAAAGUAUGGUUUGAUGCAGGUUAGUGAAGGGUUGGCAUUUUUGCAUAAUUCUGUGAAGAUUGUUCACUGUAAUGUCUGCCCUGAGAAUGUUGUACUGAAUCAUCAAGGAGCCUGGAAGCUCUUUGGAUUUGACUUCUGUGUGGCCAAUCAAGCUGCUGCUGAUCAGUCUCCGUUUUGGCCAUUUGAAGAGUAUGACCCUAGACGACACCCCAACUGCCAACCCCAUCUUGACUAUUUGGCACCCGAGUACGCACUCACCCACACUCUGGAUACAGCAGCUGACCUCUUUCCAUUGGGGGUCAUUAUCUAUGCACUCUUUAAUGAAGGAAGACCUAUCUUCCACAACAAUCAAGACUUUGCAACUUUUAAGAGAAACUGUUGUGAGUUGAAGAAUACAAACUCACUGAACCUGCUGUCAAUUCCGGAUGGUUUGAGGGAUCAAGUGCGGCUGCUGCUUCAUGCUACACCCCAGUUACGACCAGAUGCAAUGCAAUUCUCCAAGAUAUCAUAUUUUGAAGAUGUUGGGGUUAAAACAUUAAGCUACCUUGACCAGAUGUUUCAGUGGGAUAACAUGCAAAAAUCUCGGUUCUAUAAAAGCUUACCCCAGAUCAUUCCUCAAAUUCCACACCGGGUAUGUGUACUGAGAAUUGUCCCUUGCCUGAUGAAAGAGUGUAUCAAUGUGACUAUGGUACCUUUUGUUCUUCCUGUCAUCUUGUUAGUAGCCGAAAAUGCAAGUAAAGAAGAAUUUGUGGAACACAUCCUCCCUCACUUGAAACCAAUCAUGAAGCUCUCGGAACCAGUACAGAUUAUGUUGCAACUGAUGCAAAAGAUGGAGUUACUCCUUAGUAAAACUCCAGCCGAGGAUGUGCGUAGUGAUGUCUUGCCACUGUUGUAUCGUGCUUUGGAAUGUGACACCCAGCAGAUCCAAGAGUUGUGUCUAAGUGUCAUACCAUCAUGUGCACAGCUUGUAGAAAACCAUGCCAUGAAGAAUGCCCUUCUUCCCAAAAUUAAAAAGCUAUGUCUGGGAACUGGAUAUCUCUCAGUUAGAGUCAAUUGUCUGGUUUGUGUGGGCAAGAUACUGGAACACCUUGACAAGUGGCUGGUUAUGGAUGAUAUUUUUCCAUUUCUAGAGCAAAUACCAUCACGGGAAUCACCGGUAGUCAUGGCUAUUGUUGGUAUCUUCAAAGUUGCUCUGAAUCAUAAGAAGUUAGGCAUCACUAAAGAAGUAUUAGCAACGAAGGUUCUUCCAUUCCUGUUUCCUCUCAGCAUUGAGAACUCUCUCACCCCUUCUCAGCAUUCAGCAAUAAUGACACUUAUCAAGGAAAUGACAGAUAUAGUUGAAGCAGAACACAGAAUAAAGCUGGAACAGUUGAACUCUAUAAAGGUUGAACAGAAUGCACUUCAGAUGGCAAUGCCAACAAGUAUAUCAGGAAGCAAUAGCACAAGCAAUGGAUCGGUGGUCUCGGCAGUUGAUGCAACAACAGAUAUGUUUUCUGAGCUGGGGCUAAACUCGUUCAUGAAAAGAGAGUCCGGGACCAGCCCAAAGCCUCAUAAUUUAGUGCCAAGUUCUCAUCCAAAGCCUGAUGUGGUUCCACUUACUUUGGAGGACAAGCAGAAGCUGGUUAAGGAGCAAGGCUUACGUAGCACGCACCAACAGCAGCCCCCUCUCCUUCCAUCACCUCCGGCUCCAUCUAGUAGUAUUAAUAAAUUAAGUGAAAAUCCAAAUAUUCGAUCACAAAUCCCAACUUUGUCUCCAACAUCACAAGCAUCUAACAACUUGACCUCAUCAUUAAUGAACUCCAACUUGAACAUGAUGACUAGUCAGCCUGCUCAACCAAUGUUAACUUCACCAAAUUUCACCCUUGGAGUAAACUCGACAGCAGGAAAUUCAUCUUUUGGUUUAGGCCUCAUGAAUAAUAUAAAUAACAGUAGCAUGACCUACGGAGUAAGAUCAGGGGGUGCAACAGCAUUGCCUUCAAGUGGAAGUAUGUUACAGCCCAACAGUGGAAUAAAUUCUUGGGCAAAUCAAGCUCCGUCUCAAAGUGCACGAAUGCAAACGCCUAACUUUUCUGCACUUGACAAUUUACUUCCUUCACAACCCAAAUUAGGGAGUAUGAACCAAAUAACAUAUAAUACUGCAAUGAACCCAAUAGGCCAUCCAAGAGUAGCAUCAUCUGUGAAUACCUUUGGUUCUAUGAUGUCUCCCAUGCAGCCUCUCACUACUUCAUCUUACUCAGCUGCUUCACAACCUGGAGUUAAGCCAUUAAGUUCUUCAGAUAUUAAUGAUUUUCUUAGCUGAAGUCUGAAUUGACAUCAUUUUUACUCUAAAUUUUAAUAAAUAAGUUUUUUUAUUGUGA
Messenger RNA from Procambarus clarkii (red swamp crayfish), 3376 nucleotides. Its product is annotated as SCY1-like protein 2. NCBI's taxonomy places the organism in Eukaryota, Metazoa, Arthropoda, Malacostraca, Decapoda, Cambaridae. The record is from RefSeq and is a predicted model, not a curated record. Gene Ontology annotation, biological process: protein phosphorylation. Gene Ontology annotation, molecular function: protein kinase activity; ATP binding.